AUGCGUAGGGACGAGGAAUCCGUUACCCCGACUGAGGGGCAAGCCGAGCAAGGGAUGGUGGAGCUAUUCACCAUCAGGGACGAGCUCGAGCAAUACAUGGAGGAGAACCCAAACUCCAAGUUUGGGACAAAAACUCACUCCCGUAGUAUACUUGAGUUCUUUGACAGAAUGAUCAAUGUAUACAAAACAACCAAGAAGCCAGCAAAUACAGAAAUAGAAGCAAUCUCCAAGAAGCUUGACCAGCUGAUAGAGGACGGUAAAAUGAGACAUCAACCAGUACCAACCUAUGCGGAGAAGGCCAAGGGACCCACACCCGCAUCGAAGACAAACCACAAAACAUCAGUUAUCAUCGUAGAAAGUGUUGACCAAAAGGAGGACGCAGAAACCAUAAAGAAGAAGCUGAAACAACACCUCAACCCGAAGGCCCUCAAGGUGGGCAUAACCAAAGUCAGGAAGAUAAGAAAUCAAAGCAUCCUAGUGGAGCUGGAGAAACAAGGAAGUGAAGGCAACAUCAUCGAAGAGAUCUGCAAAAUUGAGAAACUAACCGCAAGAGAACCUAAAAGGAUCUUACCCAAAAUAGCGAUUUACAACGUACCAGCCGACAUCGGGAGGGAAGGAAUCAAAGAGGCUAUAUACCAACAAAAUAUGAAGAUAGCAGAACACUACUCGAACCAGGAAGAUUACGAAAAGGACAUUAACAUCAAGUAUAAAUGGGGCAGAAGACCCGAGGUGAACCACUGGGUUUGCGAGGUGGCGCCCAAACUUAAGAAAAUACUAUCAAGAAUAAAGAAAAUCAACAUAGACUGGGUUAGAUGCAGCGUCGACGACUACUACAACAUAGUCCAGUGUUUCAGAUGCUGCAAAUACGGACACUUUGCUAAAGAAUGUUCAAGCGAUCGGGCCUUCUGUAACCACUGUGGGGGAACAAGGCAAACAACUUCGUCCACAAAGCCAACGAUAACUGCUGCAGUGAAAGAACAAGAAUAA
Centruroides sculpturatus (bark scorpion) is the source of this 987-nucleotide messenger RNA. RefSeq lists its product as uncharacterized. The transcript has 2 exons. The coding region runs from base 1 to 987 and encodes 328 amino acids. Lineage: Eukaryota; Metazoa; Arthropoda; Arachnida; Scorpiones; Buthidae. The record is from RefSeq and is a predicted model, not a curated record. Gene Ontology annotation, molecular function: nucleic acid binding; zinc ion binding.